Molecule: messenger RNA, 546 nt
Organism: Chrysochloris asiatica (Cape golden mole)
Lineage: Eukaryota; Metazoa; Chordata; Mammalia; Afrosoricida; Chrysochloridae
Gene: HES3
Product: hes family bHLH transcription factor 3
Exons: 3
Coding region: 1-546 (181 amino acids)
Biological process (GO): regulation of transcription by RNA polymerase II; regulation of neurogenesis; anterior/posterior pattern specification
Cellular component (GO): nucleus
Molecular function (GO): DNA-binding transcription factor activity, RNA polymerase II-specific; protein dimerization activity; RNA polymerase II cis-regulatory region sequence-specific DNA binding
Source: RefSeq, a predicted model, not a curated record
AUGGAAAAGAAACGACGUGCACGCAUCAACGUGUCCCUGGAACAGCUCAAAUCCCUGCUGGAGAAACACUAUUCACAUCAGAUCCGGAAACGCAAGUUGGAGAAGGCGGAUAUCCUUGAGUUGAGCGUCAAAUAUAUGAAAAGCUUGCAGAGCUCAGUUCAUGGGCUCUGGCCAGUCCCAGGUGGCGCGGAGUACCGUUCGGGGCUCCGCGGCUGCCUGCCGGGUGUGAGCCAGUUCCUGAGGCGAGGUGAGGAGGGCGGCGGCCAGCGCUGCCCCCUGGUGCCGGAGCGCGCGGGCGGCAGCACCACGGACAGCACCAGAUCGAGCUCCUACCCUGAGGCGCCAACUCUAAGUGGCCCUUGUGCCCACUCCGUCUGGGCUUCCAUUUGGGCUCCGGUUACUGGUGGCCCGCGGUCCCCGCCACCCCAGCUUCUCCUUCCUAGUGCCCCCCACGAUCUGUCCACCAGCGUCACGGCUCCUCAGCCAGCCUCGCACCACUGCCCCGAGAGCCCGGGCCCGGGACUGCGCGUUUGGCGACCUUGGUGA